AUGAGCUCUGCGGUUUCAGCACUCACCGCAACCAUCGGCGUACUCAGGCGCCUCUUGAAUGAAGAGAAAACGGACCUCGAGCAACUAACUUAUGUGGUUCAGUGCAUCCACGACCCUAUAUUAGAGUGCUACAACUCACCAAACGAUGGAAAACAAGGUCAAUGGUUGUUUGAAACCCCAAAUGUGGCAUCCAUUUUAACUGCAACUGAGCACCGGGAUAUCUUUGGGAAUAUAUUUGCGCUUUACAAUAAGCAUAAAUGGAUUGUGAGCAGACUUGAGUCAGCACUCCGAGAACCCAAUAGGAAACAGGAAAAUGGAGCUGAAGCGACUGGACAAAGUAGCUCCAACGCAAAAGAAAAUGCAGAGGCAGCCGCGCUUCGUGAUGUGGUAGAGCUCUUUUGCUCCAACGAAAUGCAGCAGUUCAUCACCGAGCACCUAAAGUAUUCCUUAAGUUACAGUAGCACAAUUGCGCCGAAAAUUCUUGGCUUGUGGCAUCGGUGCUGCCCCACGCACGCUAAAAAUGCCACUGGCAAGUUAAGUCUAGAUAGUGGUUUCAUACGGGUCGUCGACAAACGGGGUGAACUCAGUUUCCGCAAGAGGUUUUUGUGCUUCCUCUGGUGGACGUUAGGUGAACGAAGUGGUGUGCCCAUGGAUCCACGCGCGGUGCGGGUUCGACUUCCCGACUCUCUUUCUCCAGCAACGGCACCGCCUGCAUCAACCGGUCAAGGCCAUCCCUGCGCAUCUCCCCCUUUGAAAAGUAACGCUGGCGAGGGCCACUCCAACGGGCGUCCUGGAAGUGUCUCUAAUGCAAUUAAGAUGACUUUUUCCAGUCCCUCAGCAGGUUGGGAAGAGUCACUUAUUCCCCCCACAUGGCAGGGUUUUGAAACUUUGCUUGCCCUCCUUGCCACGCCACUCCCCUCUCUUCGCCGGUAUGUUCAUGUCGCUUGUUGUAUUGUCAACACGCACUGCCUGCAGAGGUCCAUACGGCAACAACUGCAGUUCAACUUCGUCACUUUGGCAAGGCAGCGAAUGGCGGAAGAAAAUUGUAUGGUAUUGAAUGAGUUAAUCAAGCAGGACACCGGACAUAUUACAUCCCUUAUUGAUGGUGCCGGGGCAGCAUCUGCAGAUAAAGCAAAGGCUGCUGCUCUUCUCCCCGGAUAUACUGCAAAAAAAUUUGCACGCGUUGACCCUGAUAAGGAUGGUUGCCGAGUGCUCAUUCAUUACGGGCGCCUUACAAAGAAAUUUCGCCGUGGGCGCCAUGAACGGUUGGUGUUCUUAUUUAACGACUGGUUUUGCUACGGUGAGGAACACGUGAACAAUCAACUGCUCCUCCGGGCGUCACUUUCACUCGACGGACUAAAGGUGGUGGACCACAGCAAUGUGGAGGAUGGGGAUAACAGCUUCGAUGUGGUCACGCAAAAGAUGCGCUUUUCCUUCAUCGCACCGACACAAGAACAGAAACGGCAGUGGGUCGACGCCCUUCUCAACACUGUACGCUUGUAUGAAAAGAGGUUGUCGAAGCCCCAGCAACCCAGCAACUCUUCAGGGGGGGAUAGCAAGCUGGCAGUAAGGAAAACAGUCAGCGUGCUACCGACGAAAUCUGUGAGACUUACAAGGAACUCACGACUGGUUCGCCAACAGCGUGUGGACCGUUUAGUGCAGGGACAGCUGAGCAUGCGGCGGGCAGCGAGCGCCACCCAAGGUGCUGUUUCUGAUGAAGAGGCUGUUGGACCCGUGGCCAUGCAAGAUACAUUGGUUGCACCAGAUGAUGUUGGUGGCCUGCAGGACAUCGAAUCCCCACUGCAGCAGGAAGAAGUUGAAGUGGAGAAGGAUGCAGCUGAUGGAAAUGUUGUUUCAGAUGAUGGUGAAUGGGCUGAGAGGGAACAGGUUGACGUCGCCGCUGAGGUUGAAAGUGAUGACAGUGGCGAUAUUGUUGGCCACGAGGGCCGCAGUUCUGCAGAAGGAGAGGGUGAGGGUGGACCGGAUGCGCACCGGACGCUGGGUCGCUGUACCGAAGAGCUGCGGGACGAAAGCAGUGGGAAUAGCAAGGAAGUAAGUGGAACAUUACAAGGGGGGGAGGCCUCAACGUCGCUAGAAGACACUGGAGGUACGACCCCGCUUCCAAAGCAUGAUUCAGGGGAGCCGAACGACAGCUACCACAGAACUAAUGAAGAACCGGGCGUAACGCAACCGAGGGAGCUGCCGGUCGAGCGCCGUGGGGGCAACUUGGGUGUAAAUAAGGAGUUGGGGACGAGUGGCCAUGAGGGGAGAGGAAGUGAACACGAGAAUGACAAAGAGCAAUCAAAUGGGGAUGUGAAGGGCAGCGACGUAAAGCGGUGUAAGACUGAGGGGAGAGAAAACAGGGAGGAAGUAGAGGAACGGAGAUGCGAAAGCGAAGACGAGGAAGAGGAAGAGGAACUUUGCGAAAGCUCUGAAGGUGACAACAAGGGAAAGGGAGGCGAGGACGAGCGAAGGAAUGAUGAGGAGGGCGGUGGUCCUACAAAUGUAGGGGAUAUGGAGGAAGUGGAACGGAAGGAGGUGGUGGUAGAGGGGGAGGAACAAGUGGAAGUGGAAGAAAAAACAGAAGAAGGCUGUGAGGAGGCCCAGGACCUCCCACCGCCACCGGCAUACACGAUUGAAUGCGUCGCAUCGUCAGAGAAUGAAGCUUCCGGUCCCCCGUGUUCCGCAGAUGAAAGCGAUGAUGUUGUCAACGCAACAAAGGAAGUAGCAAAAAAUAAUGACGAAGGCAUCCCCAACGGAGGAGAAACUGUUAAGCAGGAGUCAAAUCGGUCAAGUGGAUGCGAUAAAAUUUGCGCUGAUGGCAGCAAACCAACAAAGGCCGCCCCCGAGGAAAUGGAAAAAUCACGAACUGACGAAGCAAAGCCACAGGCAGCCAGAGCUGAGGAAAAGGAGUUGAAUGAAUGA
Molecule: messenger RNA, 2925 nt
Organism: Trypanosoma brucei brucei TREU927
Lineage: Eukaryota; Euglenozoa; Kinetoplastea; Trypanosomatida; Trypanosomatidae
Exons: 1
Coding region: 1-2925 (974 amino acids)
Source: RefSeq, a predicted model, not a curated record